AUGGUCGGGAUGGACCACUACGUCCUCCUCAGGCACUGCCUCAUGGGCUUCAAGCUCACGGCGUUGCCGGCGCUGCUGGGAAUUGUGUUGAUGGUGCUGGUCUACCGGACCGGGGGUAACGGCGAAGUGAACUUCAACGAGAUCACCAUGGCCAACGUGACGAAAGGGAGCACCAGGCUGUGGUACUCGGUGGCCUUCAUGUACAUCGUCGUCCUCUGGACUCUAUUGCUGUGGUGGAAGGAGUGGGAGAACUUCGUGCCCAAGAGGUUCAAGUUCCUGGCAGAGGGAGACCCGGACAUGAACAAGGAGGUGGCGUUCUCGACCAUGGUGGAGAACAUCCCCGAGGACAAGCGCUCCUCGCCGGCGCUCUACGGCUACUUCGACCACCUCUUCCCGGGCAAGGUUUCGUACGCCAGCCUGUGCAUGCACUCGAGUGACCUCGAGGCAACUCUGGGGAAGAAGCAGGAGGCUCUCGAGAAGGUCGAGCACGCCGUGGCGCAAAGGCACCUCGAACCCCCGAAGGAGACCAUGACCAGGGUGGGCGGGGUGGCCUGCUGCGGAGGAGAGAAGGUGUCGAGCGAGGCGCACUUCAAGGGAGAGCUCGCCAGGCUUCUCGGCGAGGCCGACAAGGAGCACUCCCGCAUCAGCCAGGUCGCUUCUCAGGGUGCCGGUUCAAGCGUGGCCUCGUCUACCGGUUUCGUGGCCUUCACGUCCGCCGCCACUAAGCUCGCCGCCGCCGGCCUCAGCCUGUCCGGAAAGCUCAACAACAUGGACGCCCACAAUGCCCCUGCGCCGAACGAUGUCAUCUGGGACAACGUGACCGCCACCGCUCUCUUCGUCGAGGGAAGGAAGAAGAUCGCCAACUGCGUCUGGAUGGCCGGGAUCCUGUUCUGGGCUAUCCCCGUGGCCGUGGUGCUGGCUAUCUCUGACCUGGACGCCCUGAAGCAGCGCUGGGACUGGAUCCCUCUCCCUUCGCCGAGCUCCUUCCUGUACGGCCUUAUCGCCGGUCUGCUGCCCGUCAUUGCCCUUGCCGUCCUCACCGCUAUCGUGCCGAUCGUCAUCAGAUUGGUCGCCAUCAAGUUCUGCCGCAUGAAGUCCGAGGCGGAUGUGGACCUCUACGUCUUCAAGUGGCACUUCGGAUUUCGAGUGGCUAACCUGUGGCUCCUCAUCAUCGGAGGUUCUAUCAUCAACCAGCUUGACCCAUUCAUCGAGGACCCCGCUUCAAUCAUCGACCUUCUCGGCGUCUCGGUUCCCGGCAAGGCUCAGUUCUUCUUGAACACGCUGAUCGUGUCUCUCCUGGCCGGACUGGCCAUGGACCUCAGCAGGAUCAUCCCCCUCAUCAUCAAGACCAUCCUGGGAGCGCUGGCCAAUGAUGUUGGCAAGUCUGACCGUGAGCUGAGGAAUGCUCAGGCCGCGCCGUCGUUGAACUGGGGUGUCUUCUACCCGCAGCUGCUGUUCGUGCUCCUGAUCGUGUUCUGCUACGCCGCCAUCGCCCCGAUCGUCCUGCCCACGGCCAGCUUGCUCUACCUGGGUUCCUACCUGGUGUACAAGAACCAGGCUCUGUACGUCUACGUGCAGACGGCGGAGAGCGGGGGAGGGUCCAUGUACCUGCUGUUCAGCUUCAGCAUGGCAUGUCUGUACAUCGGGGAGGUGGUUUUCCUGGCCUACAUCGGCAUCAAGGAAGGCGCCUACGAGACGAUCGCUGCGGUCGUGCUCAUCUUCAUCACCAUCUUCUGGCACAUGCAUGUGAACAAGAAGUUCGUGGAGAUGUCCAAGGUCCAGUGCCUCGAGGCCGCCGUCGCAGCAGACAACAAGCUUCUCAAGGCCACCGCUGCCCAGGGACCUUCGUCGUCGGCUGACCAUCCCUUCGAGGGCAAGGCCUACGUGCAGAGCUCUCUCAAGAAGAGCGAGUGGGAGACCACGCCCGAGGGUUACCGUGACCCUGCCAACGCGUCCAAGCUCCCGGGUUCCGAGAUGGACAACCGCGUUGUCGAGGAGAUUGCGGGCGCCGCCCUUAACGCGUGA
Ectocarpus siliculosus is the source of this 2025-nucleotide messenger RNA. Lineage: Eukaryota; Phaeophyceae; Ectocarpales; Ectocarpaceae. The record is from the annotation of a GenBank genome assembly.